Messenger RNA from Dioszegia hungarica, 2205 nucleotides. RefSeq lists its product as uncharacterized. Gene Ontology annotation, molecular function: ubiquitin protein ligase activity. Gene Ontology annotation, biological process: protein polyubiquitination; protein monoubiquitination. The transcript has 5 exons. NCBI's taxonomy places the organism in Eukaryota, Fungi, Basidiomycota, Tremellomycetes, Tremellales, Bulleribasidiaceae. The record is from RefSeq and is a predicted model, not a curated record. Bases 1 to 2205 code for a protein of 734 amino acids.
AUGGUGGGCUUGGACCCCGAACCCAAAGGCCGCCCGGGCUUCCUCGCUGAUCAAGUAGUGGACGAAGCAGAAGGCUUCCUGCUCGACCACGCCCUCUUCUCACCUCCGCGAAGAUGGCCACCGUUAGCACCAGAGGAGACUCAGUCUGCGCGUCUUCAGUCCAAAGCGAAGAAGAUGGACUGGGAGGAUGAAGCUCGAAGAGCCCCAAUGGGCGAGGACGACCCAAUGGAUGGAGCGCACCAUCACUCGCCGGCAGCCGAGGGGGAGUCGAACAAGGAGAGAUGCGUGAUCUGCCUGAUGGAGCUGCGGGACAGGACCAUCGUGGGCGUAUGCGGGCAUGAGUUCUGCUUCGAAUGUAUCGGCGUCUGGGCGAACCAGUCUCGCCGCUGUCCUCUCUGCUCCGCAGACAUGGCGCCGUUCUUGCUGCAUGACUUAGACAACCCAGUACCGACAAAGUUCUACCUCCCUCCGCUGCCCACUCGUCAGAUUACAUCGUUCAACUUACCUGGACCAAGCAGACGCGUCGCUGAGCGGCCACAUCCCGCAUUCGAGAAGACUGAGCCAGACGAGCUGGAUCUUCAGAUUGAGCGGAGGAAGGAGAUCUACCAGCACGGGCUGUACUGCAAGCACAUCGGCUCAAACGCCCAAACUAGGUAUCGCCCCAACCCAACACCACACGAGAUCGCCAACUCCCCGCAGCUCAUCCAGCGGACGACCGCCUUUCUCCGGCGCGAGCUCCGCGUCUGGUCGCACGCCGACGCAGAGUACCUGACGUCCCACAUCUUGAGUCUCAUCAAAGCUGUUGAUAUCCGGUCUGACGUUGCAAUCCGUCUCCUAGCAGAGUUCCUCGACCCUCCCGCUGUUCAAGGCCGCGCCUCAUCGUCCGCACCGGGGAUCCCGAACGGGCCGGAGCACUUUGCGCACGAGCUGUACAGCUGGUUGAGGAGUCCAUUCAAGGAGUUGAGGCAGUGGGAUUUGGUCGCUCAGUAUGACUCUCCGGACGCCGAAGAAGAGCCUGAGCAGGACCGUGAUCUGCCGGCUGAGAAAGAGCGGUCGCGCAGCAUAUCACCUGAAGACCAGCCGCCCAAGAAACGGUCCCGCUCUCGCUCGGUCUCUCCCUCCCCGUCCCUAUCAUCGCGCUCAUACUCGUACUCAUCCCGAUCCCGGUCCCGCUCCCGCUACCGGUCGGAAUCUUCAUACUCCCGCUCACCCUCUCCGCGGCCCAAGCGAGACUCGUACAAGCGAGACCGCUCUCCGCCUCGUCACUCACCUAGCCGGCGGGCAUGGAACGAGGCAGACCACUGGGUCGACCCGGAUAUCCUGGCUGAGCGGGCGGAGCGGCAGCGUCGGAUCGAGGAGCGGAUGGAGCGGAAGCGGAUCGAGCGGGCUGCGGAAGUUCAGCCGUGGACCGGAAGGGGGAUGCGGCCGUGGGGUGCCCCAGUCGUGCCCAAGGAGAGGAUCGAGCUGCUGCCGGAUAAGCCAGAUCCGCCCGUAACGGCAUUGCGCGCAGAGGUGGAGGAAGCGGCGCAGAACGCACUGUCAAUCAAGGGGGCGGCGGUGGUGCCGAAUCGUCGAUUGACCCUAAAGGAACGGCUGGCGGUAGCUCGGGGCGAGCCGAUUCCUGCUGAUGCGGAACCGGCACCAGCACCUGUACCCCAGUCACCCUUCCUCACUCUCAAGGAACGCCUCGCCAAGGCUAAAGCGGAGGCGCUCGGUCUUGCGCAAACCCCACUCCCGGAGAAUCCCGCAGAAAUUACGGCAGAAGACCUGCUCGAAACCUCUCCUACCGCCCCCUCUGCCCCCCGGCGCUCCAUCUCCGGUCUCAAAGAGACCGUCCGUGCCCGGCUCCGUCUUCGGCUCAAGCUCGAAUCGGAGCGCGCCAACUUCCGGCACAAUAUCGCCGAGUCCAGGGCGCAGGAAUUGCGGCGGCAGUUAUUGGAAGCUAAAGUCACAAGGCAGGCGGCCGAGACGGAUGCGGUCCUCAGAAGGAUGGAUCGGCUGGACUGGCAGAAGGAGGUGAGGAGGAGAUUGAUGGUCGAGAAGAUGUUGCAGGCGGAGACGGAGGGGGAGAAGCGGGCGAGGGAGCUCAAGGAGAAAUUGUCGGCUGAGAAGAGGAGGAAGAUGUUGAGGGAGGUCUUGUUGGCGAGGAAGAGGGCGUCGGUGGUUGGGGACGUGGAGGGGGAGGAUGGGGCGGCGAUGAUAUGA